AUGCAGUCCCAGGCUCCUCCGCCACAGCAAGCGGGCGCGCAGUGGAGCCAGCCAUUUCAACCGAUGCCCAUCAGCCAGCAGCAAAUCGCACGGGUUCUGCCGAACCACGCGCGCCGCGAUGAGAGUCCCAGGAAGAAGAAGACGAGGAAGAUGGAAGGUGAGAAGGAGAGCAGCAGCAGCAGCAGCGGGCUGCACUCUGACUCAUCACCAUCGUCGUCAUUAUCGAGUCUGCCGGCCUCUGGCUAUGUCGAUUCGAUCAACCAGUCGUCGCCACUCGACUGCUACGUGUUCGCGCCGUCGUCGUCGUCGCUGUCAGCGGCCACGACCAUGGACUACGGGUCGACGGGACAGACUCCACAGCCGACUGGUCCUGCGCACUAUUACGAACCGGUCUACAUGGACGCGUCGCCGACCGCCAGCGGCCCGUUCGCGCCGCGGGUUAUCUUCCAGGCCUACGGCGCUCCAGUCGUGGCCGCUGCGCCUGCGCCCUCGCCCCCAGCACGCGUUAGGGACUGGAACGAGGAGUUCCAGCGGGUGCGAAUGAUCCCGCAGCAGCACAGAGCGGAGCCCCUCUACCUCCUGACCAAGGACUUUGUGUCGACCGCCACGUCCAUCGGCAAGAAGAUAAUCAUGGAGGCGCACACGGCCGAAUGGUUGAAGACCAUCCAACCCAAGGACGCCGGCGGUGUGGCCGGCGGGGAGAAGUACAUCGAAGAGGGCAUCUUCUUCAAGUUCGCCAAGGACUCCCUGGGCCUCUACGGCGGCGACGAAUUCGCGGCCAAGGCGCCUCCCGCUCACCUAUCGCCCAUCAGGAUGCUUUGUCUGGUCGAUUUCCUGGGCUUCCGCCUGAUCGCCAGCUCGAUCCUUCCCAUCACCAAUAAGACGCUGAUCUACGGCAGCGGCGACGGUGGCUUGACGGUGGCCAACUCGUCCCCUGAGUUUGGCGACAAGGUGGCCCUGGCCGCCCGCAUUCUGAACCUGAAGGCGCACCUCGUUGGCCGUUCCGGCACGCCGCAGCUGCUUCAUCUGGCCGGCGAUGUCGAGGGACACAAGGGCACCGAUGGACGCUUUUACAUUCUGGACACGGCUCGGGUGUUCCCGCCUGAUGUGCCCAAAGUAAGCAUUCGGUGUGGCCACCUGUACCGGCUGCUGCGACCCGAGCUGGUGAAGCAAAAUCCGGUGCCCCUCUCCAGCGACGCCUUCAGUCGCUGGGGCCUGCACCGCGCUGCUCAGCACAACAAAGAGGUGGUCGAGGCGGCGCGCCGGCUCACGAGCGAAAUCAUUCCCGCCUUCAUCGCACACCUGCGCGAGACGCUCGCCGACGGGUCCGGGGGUGAGGGACAUCACCACCGCGGCUCGGGCGUCCUGUUCGACUUCUGGCCGACCAACAUCGGGACGCACAUCGACGGCGAGCUGCUGACGCAGCAGAUGCACCGGCGCGGCAUCAACGCGCGCUACCUGAGCACCAUCUACACCGCCCUCGCCACCGCACCCGACAGCGCCGAGGCUGCGGCCAAGCUGGUGAUGACCGAGAUGGUGGCGCGUGUGGUCAAGGCUAUGCUCCGCACUCGUCUGCGAGCAGCCGAAGAGACGGAUUCGUGGGCGCGGGCGCGAGGGGAAACGGUCAAAUUGUUCAACGCCCUCUUCUUCGGGGACGCGCUGCUGUCCACGAUCUGCACCGCCCUCCUCACCAAGUUCGAGCUCCAGCUCGACCAGGCAACCGUGAAGCGUGGUAUCGACCGCGAGGCGCUCUUCCUGCGACUCCAGAAGAUGGCCGGCGCCCGAUUCGUUCACGACGCCAUUCACAAGCUCCGGCGACGACCGCCCGCCACCCACCAAGCCUCGUUCGCCGAGUCCGACAUCGUCGAGCUCGAGCCGACCGUCAAAUCGAUGAGGUUCGUAUCGAUGUACGAGGGCUUCGCACUACUGCGCAAGGCCGAGGAGGCCGUGGCGGCGCCCGCGGGGCAGCAGCCCGACGAGCCGCUGGACCAGCAGCGCCGGCUGUACCUCGAGGCCAUCGACAAGUUCAAGGAGUGCCUGAGCGCGAUGCCGGACGAACCGAACGCGAUGAUGAACUGGGGCUACGCCUUCAUGAAGCUCGCCGAGAUGGAGCACCGGCCCGACGUGGCAUCGCUGCUCUUCGACGCCGCCGUGGCCAAGUACGAAGAAGCGCUCGGCAUGAAGUACUCGCUCAACGCUUCCAUCUACACCCAGGCCCAAGCGAUGUACAAUAUGGGGCUGUGCUUCUACCACCACGCUGGGUUCCUGCGGCGCGCCAACACCCAGCCGGAGCAGCAACGGGCGCCCGACGAGAGCUCGGGUAGCCGGCGGGAGGAGGAGCUCCGGCUUCUGGCUCGGGCCGAGGCGCAGUUCGCCGAGUUGCAUGGGAGCGGGCGCAUGGGCCAGGUCAGCGGCAACGUACUCUACCUCCUCGCCUGCGUGCACGCCCUCACCAACAGCGAACACCAGUGCCAGGUACCCACACACGACACACAACGACACACGACGACACACGAAACCGCACACACAUGCGCACGACACACACGACACACACGACACACACUCACCAAGCACGCAUCGGGAGCAGGAAUGCCUGGAGGGCGCUUUGACUGCGGGCCAACUGUCCCAGGCGCUGCUCGCGCGUGA
Messenger RNA from Acanthamoeba castellanii str. Neff, 2646 nucleotides. RefSeq lists its product as uncharacterized. The transcript is spliced from 18 exons. The record is from RefSeq and is a predicted model, not a curated record. Gene Ontology annotation, biological process: intracellular distribution of mitochondria. Gene Ontology annotation, molecular function: mRNA binding; protein binding. Gene Ontology annotation, cellular component: cytoplasm. NCBI's taxonomy places the organism in Eukaryota, Discosea, Longamoebia, Acanthamoebidae. The coding region runs from base 1 to 2646 and encodes 881 amino acids.